Molecule: messenger RNA, 2755 nt
Organism: Juglans microcarpa x Juglans regia
Lineage: Eukaryota; Viridiplantae; Streptophyta; Magnoliopsida; Fagales; Juglandaceae
Product: KH domain-containing protein HEN4-like
Exons: 7
Coding region: 181-1797 (538 amino acids)
Biological process (GO): regulation of gene expression
Cellular component (GO): cytoplasm; nucleus
Molecular function (GO): mRNA binding
Source: RefSeq, a predicted model, not a curated record
AAUAUCUCAAUAAAAGCAGGUCUGGUCAAAAACCCUAGAAAUCAAUAACGCAGAGAACGUAGCCAGAUUUCUCUUCACGCGAACUCUCAUCAGAUACUCGUCACCCGCACAGAUUUUGUUCCCACCAAAUAUUUACCCAUUCAUUAGAUCAAGUAACAGGAUAUCAAUUCAGUUCUUCUAAUGGCCGGUCAGAGGAACACUUAUGGCAAGAGAACCCAUUCUCAGUCUGACUAUUCAGACAACGGAGGGAGUAAAAGGAGGAAUCCUGGUGAUGAUAGAGAUCAAUUUGUUAUUGAUUCAGAAGAUACUGUUUACCGGUACUUGUGCCCUGUAAGAAAGAUUGGAAGUGUUAUUGGUAGGGGAGGAGAAAUUGUCAAGCAGUUGAGGGCGGACACUAAAUCAAAGAUUAGGAUUGGUGAGACAGUGCCGGGAUGUGAUGAGCGUGUUGUUACUAUCUACAGCUCCAGUGACGAGACUAAUGCCUUUGAAGACACUGGUAAUCAUGUUUGUCCGGCACAGGAAGCUCUUUUCAAGGUACAUGAUAGAGUUGUUGCUGAAGAUUUGCAUGAUGAUGAGGACUCUGAUGGAGGUCACCAAGUUACUGCUCGGCUUCUUGUUCCAUCUGAUCAGAUUGGCUGUGUCAUUGGAAAAGGCGGACAGAUUGUUCAGAAUAUUCGUGGUGAGACUGGAGCCCAAAUUCGCAUUCUUAAGGAUGAACAUUUGCCUCCUUGUGCCUUGAGCUCUGAUGAGCUCGUACAGAUAUCUGGGGAAGCCUCUGUUGUGAAGAAGGCUCUGCAUCAAAUCGCAUCUCGCCUGCAUGAUAAUCCAUCACGAUCUCAGCACUUGCUUACUUCUGCUAUGUCCAAUGUGUAUGCAUCUGGUGGUUCGUUAAUGGGUCCAAGUGCUGGUGCCCCAAUUGUGGGCAUAGCGCCGCUGAUGGGUCCUUAUGGAGGAUACAAGGGUGAUACUGGAGACUGGUCGCGCUCCUUAUACUCGGCUCCAAGGGAUGAAGCAUCUUCAAAAGAAUUUUCUCUUCGUCUAGUUUGUCCCACUGGCAACAUUGGAGGUGUGAUUGGCAAGGGUGGUGUCAUAAUCAAUCAGAUCAGACAGGAGUCUGGGGCAGUCAUUAAAGUUGAUAGUUCCACUGCUGAAGGAGAUGACUGCUUAAUAACUAUCUCGGCAAAGGAGUUCUUCGAAGAAACGUAUUCUCCCACCAUACAAGCAGCUGUGCGCUUGCAACCCAGGUGCAGCGAGAAAGUUGAAAGAGAUUCAGGAGCUGUCUCAUUCACAACCCGCUUACUUGUCCCGACUUCACGAAUUGGCUGCCUUAUUGGUAAAGGAGGAUCUAUUGUAACAGAGAUGAGGAGACUUACCAAAGCUAAUAUUCGCAUACUCUCAAAGGAGAACCUUCCCAAGGUUGCAUCUGAAGAUGAUGAGAUGGUGCAGAUUUCUGGAGACCUAGAUAUUGCCAAGGAUGCUCUUAUACAAGUAGUUACACGAUUGAGAGCUAAUGUUUUUGAUAGAGAGGGUGCAGUGUCUGCAUUCCUUCCUGUUCUGCCUUAUCUGCCUGUGUCAACAGAAGGUUCCGAUGGUAUAAAUUAUGAGAAUAGAGAUAGUAAAAGACAUGGACGUGGACAUUCUUAUUCUGGUGGUUAUGGUGGCUCGGGUGACUUGGCAGCUGCUGACAGUUAUGGAGGUUAUGGUGGCUCACAGAUUGGAGGUAGUGGCAGUGCUUAUGGAGCUUAUGGCAGUUAUUCUUCAGGGCGUACUGGUAGCUCUGGUGGAAAGAAUGCUUGAGGUUGGCAGCCAGUAUAAAUCCUCCGUUUUCUUUUACCUUUCUGAAUAUGAAUCCAUAAAGUUUCUUUUUACAUGUCCUAUAAUGCAAAAUGAAUGUCUGUUUUAGACUCUUUUGUAUGUGUGCUGGAAGUUUCUAGUGUUGAUUUGUAUGGUCAUUGUUUUCGAUUGUCCUUUCUGAAGCUCCUAGAGUCUGAUAUUACCUUUGUUACCAGGUUGUCAGGCCAGACCCCUGUUUCUCGUCGGAGAAACUAUGGUUACUAGUGUUUGUUGGUUGGUGCCUGCAGGUAGUGUCUGGUUUUCAUUCAUCCUUUUCCUUGUCUGUUAAUAUAACCGGCUAUUUCCUCUAACAUUAGCCCAGUCGCAUAUUAAUGACAGUUUGAUAUCAUAACCUGUCCAAUCUCCCUGUGUAGAAUUCUGAUGUUCUUGUUUUCCCUUUGUUGCCUUUCCCUUCCCAACGAAACAGCUGAGAUCUAUGAAGCCUGAAGCCAGCCCACUGCCUUUUUUGAUGAAGCCUACUGCCUAAACCAGAAGACCUGUUGAACCAGGGUUUGACAUACUGAUGGCCUACCUUGACGCUUCUACUUAGAGUGGAGAUCUUCUACACAUCUAGAUUUGCCACGUCCACGACUCCAAAUUUCCCAAGCUUAAUAUCUUGUGCACCCAUGAACCUAUAUAUCCGGAUUGCCGUUUUCUGUUUUUCUUUUCCAGUUCACAUUUCGGUCAACUGAAAACCUUGUUGCUCCCAGCCUCUAGUUGUUGUAUCAGUGUUGAAUUUGUUUACAUGAUAUUUCUCAGCUAUGUGUAGUCUGAUCUUUUGUUGUUCUUUUAACUUUACUGGAAUUGUGUUGAUCUUCUGAAACAUAAAAAAUAAAAAAGAGUCUAUCUUCUGAAACCAAACUGAUUAUGCUGGAAUGUAGCAGGAGCUCUCAUGUUUUCUCAAUUUCAGGAUUGAUAUUUA